CGUGAAAAAUAAGAACUUAUUGAGCUGAUGAGUUUCUGUUUUUCUUCCUGCAGUCGAACUUUGCGAUGGGCCGGCUCCCCUCCACGUACAGGAAGUGCUACAUGCUGGACUUCGGUCUGGCGCGGCAAUACACAAACACCACCGGAGAGGUCCGGCCGCCGAGGACUGUGGCGGGAUUCAGAGGGACGGUCCGCUACGCUUCGGUCAACGCUCAUAAAAACAAAGAAAUGGGUCGCCAUGACGACCUGUGGUCAUUAUUUUACAUGUUGGUGGAGUUCGCUGUUGGACAGUUGCCAUGGCGAAAAAUCAAAGAUAAGGAACAAGUUGGUCAGAUUAAAGAGCGUUACGACCACCGGAUGCUGCUCAAACACAUGCCUUCAGAGUUUAAUAUCUUCCUGGACCACGUGCUGGCCCUGGACUACUACACCAAACCAGACUACCAGCUGCUGAUGUCGGUGUUUGAGAACAGCAUGAAGGAGCGAAUCAUCACCGAGAACGAGCCUUUUGAUUGGGAGAAAGGCGGAGGAGACGUCACGCUGUCGACCAGCACCUCCAGCCAGCCUCAGCAAAACACCCGACCCACGGCCGCCAUGGUGGGAGCCAUCAUGACGCCGAUCCCUGGAGAUCUCGGGCGGGAAAACACAGACGAGGUUCUGCAGGACGAACACCUCAGUGAUCAGGAGAACGCCCCCCCGCCCCCCACCAGCCGCCCCCCCGGGGACACGGGGGCCCAAAACACCGGGGAGACCGGAGAGGUGUGGGAGGACACGGACUUCAACCGCAACAGACUCAGGAUCAGCCUGAGCAAGGGGGGUCCGGAGGACGAGUCGGGUCGGGGGGCGUGUCCAGCGUCUCCCGUUCGAGGAGGAGUCCCCGAGUCGCCCACCGGCGGUCGGUCUCUACGAUACCGCCGGGUCAACAGCCCCGAGUCGGACCGACUGUCGGCAGCUGAGGGCCGCAACGACGGCUACGGCCCGAGGUCCCGGAUGGAUAUCCUCGGCUCUCCGUCUCGUCACGUCUACUCCUCACAGCCGGCUCAGAUGCUGUCAGUCGACCCCGGUUGCCGUGGUGACCGUCUGGCCAGCGGGCGGCAGGAGGUCUCUGUGGCGUCGGUGGACCAGGAGGCGCACAGCAACGCUUUCAUCCGCUCCGUCCCAUUGGCCGAGGAGGAGGACUUCGACAGCAAAGAGUGGGUGAUCAUCGACAAAGAGACGGAGCUGCGGGACUUCCAGCCAACAACGUCAGGAACGACGGACGAGGAACCGGAGGAGCUGCGACCCCUGGAGGAGCAGGAGGAGAGGAGGAGGCUCCGGGCCGCAGGGGAGCUGGUGGUCCGUCCAAAGACCCACACCAGGGAGAGUAGCCGAGGGAUGCUAACGCUAACGGAGGAGGAGGCGUCGAGGAGGAGCGGAGGAAGCCCCGCCCAGUCGCCCUGUCACUCGCUGCCGUCAGGACGUCCCCGCCGGAGAGAGUCGGAUCCCAUUGGACCUCAAAGACCGGUGUUGUCGCCCACGGAGCAGAGCAUCCCAUCUCCGACUUCCCCAGACUAUCGGACGAAGAGCCAGAACGACGAGAAGGAGCAUUUCCACAUCCUUCCUCAGCUCCAGGUCAAGAGGGCAGACUUCCUCACCGUUAUACUCACCGGUACUUUGCCUCAGCGCCGGAGCUUUGCCACGCCAGAAGAGGAAGUCGAAGAAACUCCUGGGCCAAAGGAUGACGACGUCACAAAGAGUGAGUCGAACAGCGAGGCCAGUCAGAAGAGCACUGAGCGAAGCCAGGAUGCCGCGCCUUCAACACUUAUGGCCGAGGACCAGAGGGGCCAAAGGGAGCACGCUUCGGCCGCAGAUGCUGACCCUGACAUGGAGGACGCUUCCAAAACCCUGGUCCUCUUCUCCCCCGGAGACACUCGUAAGUCUCCCUCUGGGUGUGAUCAUGCUCUGGAGGGAGAGCUGGCCACACCGUGUGCUCUCAAUGCCGACCGCCUCUUUGUCGGGGAGGCGAUUCAGCCCGAACCCUCCGAGACCGGACGCUUGUCGCCUGCUCUCAGGUCAGACUUAAGGCCUUCCCCUCCCAUCGCUCCUGCAUCGCCGCCCUUCACCAAAGUCGAGCGCACUUUCAUCCAUAUUGCAGAGACAUCACACCUCAAUGUCAUGUCUUCCAAUGGUCACUCUUCCAAGGAAAGUGACCGGGAAGUCUUGGCUAUCAUGAAGGCAUCGGCCAUAGAGGAUGAGCAAGAGGGAGCACCUAUGACAGAAGAGCUUCUAGAUGAGGCUGUGCCAGAUCAAUCUGCACCGGUUGACAAACAAUCCAACACUGAUAAUGGUCCGUCGACAAUCCCGGCCCAGUCUUUGGAGCCGGUCCCAGAAGCCAUGCCUCUAUCUCUUACAGAUCUACCACAGGAGCCUCAGAAACAACCAUCGUCCAGUGAAGACGAUGCCAAGCUUCAGCCAACCGGAUCAGAACUCCCGCCCGUCACAAAACCCAGAAUCCGAAGCCGAAUCCCAAUACUUGUAUCGGAAGAGGACUCAGGCUCAGAGCAGUCCUCCUCCCUCUCAGCUCGGGCUCGGCUGCAGCAGAGAGCCCGGCAGCUGGACUUAGCCCGAAUUCUGGUCCAGAAGCAACAGGGUCGCUGGAUGAGGAGGAGGAUGCUGUCCGGGACGUCCUCGUCCUUGUCCUCCGGGGACGAUGAGCGUCGGAGGGUUUCGGAGACUCUGUCCACCGCAGGCUCAGAGGAAGACACGCAUACCUCGGACGAGUCCAAGAGGAGCUCCCGUCUCAAAACGACUGAAGAGCAAGGCUCCAAGGAGUGCAGGAGCAGGAUCCCCAGACCUGUUACCCCCAUAAAGAGGCCGUCAGCUGUUGGCCUCGCUGCUCCUUCUCCCCUCUCCCUACCAGACUCCAGCUCCACCAAAGGAGCAGCGUCCUUCACUAACGGGAAUCAGACAAUUGGACUAAGCACUCUCAGCACUCAACGGAAAUCUAAACCCAUGUCGCCCAGGUCGUCCUCCUUGUGUCCCCGUCCGUCUGCAGGACCCUCAGGCAGCCCUCGGAUGCCGCUUCGAGUCCUGUUCGGCACCCGACGCAGCCUUAGCUCAAACCACUGCAGGACUGACAGCCCGUCCCCUCAGAGAGUUUGUCCAUCCAGGCAGCCCCUCUCGGUUCGAGCCCCGACCGUCCCCGUGCUCCCGCCCAGGACUACAACCACCAUGCGGCGCAGCGCCUCGCAGGACACCACCGGACAGACCUUCUCCUCCGGCACCCUGCCCGCCAGAACCAGGCCGAAACCAACCAUCAAGGGGAAGCUGAACGCCAGGGAGAAGGUGGCGCCCGCUAGAUAAUACAAAGAGACUCA
Notothenia coriiceps (black rockcod) is the source of this 3352-nucleotide messenger RNA. It is a transcript of the gene ttbk1a, whose product is annotated as tau tubulin kinase 1a. Gene Ontology annotation, biological process: protein phosphorylation. Lineage: Eukaryota; Metazoa; Chordata; Actinopteri; Perciformes; Nototheniidae. The transcript is spliced from 11 exons. Gene Ontology annotation, molecular function: protein kinase activity; ATP binding. The record is from RefSeq and is a predicted model, not a curated record. The coding region runs from base 66 to 3338 and encodes 1090 amino acids.